Messenger RNA from Racocetra persica, 405 nucleotides. The record is from the annotation of a GenBank genome assembly. NCBI's taxonomy places the organism in Eukaryota, Fungi, Glomeromycota, Glomeromycetes, Diversisporales, Gigasporaceae.
GUAUUUGAUGUCUGUGGUCGUGAACCUCUUAUAGAUGUUGCAAUUGCAUUGGAAAAAGCAGCAUUAGAAGAUGAAUAUUUUAUACAACGAAAGCUUUAUCCUAAUGUUGAUUUUUACUCAGGAUUAAUUUAUAAAGCUAUGGGUUUUCCAACUGACAUGUUCCCUGUACUUUUUGCAAUUCCACGAGUUGCAGGAUGGUUAGCCCAUUGGAAAGAAUCAUUAGAAGAUAAAGAUGCUAAAAUUUGGAGACCAAGACAAGUUUAUGUUGGUCCCAGUGUUAGAUCUUAUGUUCCUUUGGAACUUCGAGACAGUGAUAAUAAUAUUUCGGUAGCAAAAGUACUGCAUCCAUUUAGUAAGAGAACAUCGGUUGCCACAUUUGAUGACAAGAUUGAAUCAAAAUUAUAA